Zymoseptoria tritici IPO323 is the source of this 879-nucleotide messenger RNA. RefSeq lists its product as uncharacterized. The transcript has 3 exons. Gene Ontology annotation, cellular component: intracellular anatomical structure. NCBI's taxonomy places the organism in Eukaryota, Fungi, Ascomycota, Dothideomycetes, Mycosphaerellales, Mycosphaerellaceae. The annotation marks the transcript as partial. Gene Ontology annotation, molecular function: oxidoreductase activity, acting on NAD(P)H, oxygen as acceptor. The record is from RefSeq and is a predicted model, not a curated record.
AACAUGGACCAAUUCCCAGACCACUGGGGUAUCAAGUUCACACCAACAAUCCACACCAAAGCCGAAGGACCGACCGACCCCAAGAACAUCAAGCUCUCUUCCAGCUUCGUCGUAGUUGUCACUGGAGCUGGAAAAGGACUGGGCUAUCAUAUCGCUUUGGCCUACGCCUACGCUGGCGCCAAAGGCAUUGUCAUCUCCUCCCGGACACAAUCCGAUUUGGAUAAGCUCACAGCGGAAUUGAAAGCGAUCAACCCGGAUCUCGACAUCGUAUCACAGACCUGCGACACCACGAAAGACGAAGAGGUCAGGUCCCUAGCGGAAGUCACGAAAAAACACUUCGGCCGUCUCGACGUGGUAGGACAAGAACUCUCCCGUAUCCCGUUCCCUCAAACCAACUCACAUUCACCCAAUCUAGAUUUCGAACGGGUCAUCGACACGAAUUUCCUGGGCUCCUAUCGCGUUGCGAAACACUUCGUGCCGCUGCUGCAAGCGACUCCGAACGGCAUUCAGGCAUAUGUUGUCAUCACGAGUCUGGCAUCUCAAGUCAAGGACAGCGAGAUGACGCCCAUCGCGUACAACCUGAGCAAAUUGGCGGUCAACCGCAUGGCGGAGCAGAUUCAUGCGGAUCACUUCGAGCGAGAUGGGGUGACUGCUUUUGCGGGGCAUCCGGGGACGGUGUUGACGCCGCAGACGGAGAGGCAUGCGAUGCUGACCGACGAUGUGGGACUUUGUGGCGGGUUCUUGACGUGGUUGACGAAGGAGAAGAGAAUGUGGUUGUCGGGGAGGUAUCUUUCGGUGAAUUGGGAUACGGAGGAGUUGGAGGGGAGGAAGGAUGAGGUUGUGGAGGGGGAUAAGCUGACUUUUAAGAUGGUUGUAUGA